Molecule: messenger RNA, 2574 nt
Organism: Atta colombica
Lineage: Eukaryota; Metazoa; Arthropoda; Insecta; Hymenoptera; Formicidae
Gene: ich
Exons: 2
Coding region: 1-2574 (857 amino acids)
Biological process (GO): embryonic pattern specification; regulation of transcription by RNA polymerase II; embryo development
Cellular component (GO): nucleus
Molecular function (GO): RNA polymerase II transcription regulatory region sequence-specific DNA binding; DNA-binding transcription factor activity, RNA polymerase II-specific
Source: RefSeq, a predicted model, not a curated record
AUGCCUGAAAGAUUAGCAGAGAAUGCAGUAGUAAACAACAGUGCUGAAUUUUACGACAAGAAUGUAAUGCAAAACGGACCAAAUUUAACCCAAAUUUCCAGAUCGGAUAUACUCAACAAUACGAAUUCAACAAACUGGUGCCACAGCUUCGCUGGUGGUAGCAACAGUCUCGACAGUAAAAAGAAUUUCCAUCUGUCGUUUCCUCCGACUCCGGAAUUGUCCGAGCACCAGCAGGUAUCGCAGUAUAACAACAGUAACUAUCAGGUUGGGCCUCCAUUUCAAGUCGCAUGCCAACAACCAUCCAAUCACGACGGUAACUUUCAGGGUUAUCAAAAUUCGUUGUACAAUUCCGGGUGCCAGUCGUUGAAUAACACCACAAACGUGUACGGUACCAACGUCCCAAAUUCAUCCAGCUACCACAAUCUUCCAUCGUCACCAGAAUCUCUCAGAAAUAUUUCGCCGGAACAUACUGUAUUAACGCCGUCGUUGACGCAGACAAACAACGCGCAGCCACAGCUACCUGGCUACGCGUGUCCCGAAAAGCGCAAAGUUUGUAUCUCCAGGCCGUUCAUAACGACAUUCACGACGUCGCCCACGUCGACGAAUAAUACGCGUAGCAUCACCGCUACCAACGCGGCAUCGACCGCCUCUAACGUGCCGUAUGAGCAGUUACCGUUAACGUACAGUUCCUUAAACUUUUCAAGGAACAAGACGGAGUUUAACGGCGUAAGUCCUGAAGAGCGACAGCAGUCGUGUGGUGGACCAUCCUCGUCAUCCCGAUUCAUUCCGGUCACGACAAAUACAUUGAAUAGAAUUCCUAUUUCAGUCCUGCUGAACGCCAACGUAGGUAUCAGCGAUAACAACGCCUGCGUGGACAGGAACCGUUUCUUGAAAGAGCACUCCCUGAAGACGGCAGUGAUAGAAGAACAACGUAAGUUGCAGCAACCGCUGCAAGAAUCGCCGGUGGUACCACGUUAUAGGGCUAACAACGUGAAUUUCUUCUUGGAACCGGGUCCAACGAUAAAGGAACAAUCCGCGAUAGAUACAAACGUAGCUGGUACCAUUGCUGAUCGUAAUCGCAGCAAUUUUAAACAGCAAUCCUUCUGCGCGGGAAGAAGCACCAGCGAUCCAUCGCUGGUGAAGCACGCGGCUCUGCCGCAUUAUUUAGACACCAUUUCGCCAACAUCGGACAUCGUAACGGAGAUGAAAUACGAGACACAGUCAGGGCCACCGGCGGCACCGCCGCAUCUGACUUCAUCUGGCGUUGAGCCGCCUCAUAGUAGCCAAGGUUCUGGGAUUGUGGUAGGUAAUUCGCCAGCUGAGAUUGAUAGUUUGCUGUUACCAUGGACAAAUGGACCAGAGUUCCUGGAGGGAGGAGUCCCAGACGCAAAACAAACGGCCGUUGGAUUUCAAGACAAUUGGGAUUCGAUCCUAGCUACGACAGUCUCCGAACAGUCAUUGCCGGACGUGAAGCUGCUCCCGCUUCCACCUUUUACCAAUUAUACGGGACACCUUCAAAUCAAUGGCAUUCCUGGGCAUCACUAUCACACAAUAGCCUCGUCUGGCCAAAGAUCGUCGAUUGAUGUGCCGUCUGCCUCCCCCACACCAUCCUCUAAUCAGGAAUUUUUUGAGUCGCCUGUAGUGUCUUCUAGUACUCCAUGUCCACAGGCGAGUCAGAAACAGUCACAACAGCAACAGCAGCAGCAGCAACAACAGCAGAAUCAUCAACAGCCGCAGCAUCAUCAUCCUCACAAUCAGCAACAACAGCAGCAAUUGCCACAGUCGACGCAACAAAUAAUUUACGAAGACAUGGAUGAUAUAGCGCAGAUCAUUGGAUCUGCGAUAGCCGAUACAACGGUUCCAGGGAAUGGAAAUGGACCCAGUUCCGAGCAGGAUACAGACGCUUCAAGGGAUUGGAUAGACAUCGCCGACUGGAUUACGGAUUGUUCACCUAAGACCCAAGAAACAACUUCGCCUAGUACGUUCGCGCAUCAAAUUUAUGUGACAACGACUCCGACAACGCAAACUCAGCAACAUGCUGGUUCGGCGUUGCAAAAUUUGCUCACGCAAAACCCCACUAAGCUUGACUAUGCGCCCUUACUCCAGGCAAGAUUGCAACAAUCUGGAAAUCCCACAAAUUUACAGAACGCUUCGUGUGGUGAAACCCCCUCGUCAACUAGCCCAUUUCCACCGCUUAGUCCGCCUAAUCGGGUAUCUACAUCUUGCAGUCCCGAGGAUAUUUUGCAUUCGUCUUUUGCCACACCCUCCCAUCCCAGAAAGAGGUCACGAUCCUCGCCAGGUUCUGGGGGCUCGCCCUCAAAGAAAGGUCCGACCGCUGGUGCUGUGGGAGUGCAAUACGGAACGGAAUCGAGUUUAAUGAGUGGCAAGGAUAAGCCAAUACAUCGGUGUCAUAUCUGUCAAAGAGGUUUCCUAAAUAAAAGCAAUAUUAAGGUACACCUGCGUACGCAUACGGGUGAAAAACCAUUCAGAUGCGAUGUAUGUAACAAAGCAUUCAGGCAAAAGGCGCAUCUUAUUAAGCACCAACAGAUUCACAAAAGAAUUGGUAGGGAUUAG